UAUCUUGUGUCUUUCUGUGUUUGUAAGAACAUGUAAGAGCAAGCUUUUUUAGCUGUAAAGACUGAUACAUUGGGCUGGACUUGGUUUCACACACCAGUGAUCAAGUGAAGUCACUCGGAGGAAUUCUUUCUAAAGUGUUUUUUUUUUUGCUCUCAACUCUCUUCCUUUUCUGCCAUCUGGAGCAGUGAAACAGUGAAGCACUUCCUACAUCUGCUCAGUGCUUGUGGGGGCUGCUGGCUGCAACCCUGCAUCUCUAUGGUAGCAAUUUUGAGGACAUGAAGACAUUGUUUUUAUCUUGCACAUCUCUUCACAUGAAGUCUAGACAUGUCUGAUAUACUGACACUUCUUAACGAACUCUCAGCUGCAUUUGACUGCACAUCAAUGGAGGUUACAGACAUCAGCUUAACUUCUCUGAGGGGUUCCUGCCCCUUGUUUUCCUUAUAAGGCUAAAAAGACUGAGUGGAAAAUCAUUUGAAUUUUGUGGUGGCUCUACUCUGAUGUGCACUUGGAUAAUUGAACCAGCCUUAUUUUUGCUGUGCUCUUAGUUCCUCUUCUUGGAUUUGUUUUUAAUGCAGGUAAUUUGUAUAAGGUACAAUAGACACUUUUGUUGUAGCAUUUACAUGAGAGUUGACUGUUUUGCAGACCUUUCAGCCUCAGCUGGCAAACUUUGAUCCAGGAGUAAAACAGCAAAAGAAGAAACCUCUCUGAAGAUCAUCCUCCAUCUGAACAAGUGCCAAAUCUUCUUACUGAAGGAACCGGUCCUGGAGACACCCUCAGGAUUUCGUGUUUUCUGGAUAAGCAAACACACUGUAUUAUGUAAAGGCAGUAUUUGGCUUCUGUGAAGGUGGAUUAGUUUUUUUGGAAGUAUUUUUAAGACUUGUAUAUCUUGCAGGGAUGAGAAAAUUGUAUGUGCUAAGGUCUUUUUUUGACCCUCUCCUUGAUCCUUUUUCUGCUUUCCUUGGAUCUUUUUUUUGGAUAGCUACCACUGUUUAUCCUGGCAGUUAAACGUUGGAUAAAAGUUCUCCGACAUUUUUUGUUAGUGGCCUUAUUGAGCCAUAAUGACGUCUCCAGCAUGGUACCACAGGGACAUUAGUCGGGUUCAGGCAGAGGAGCUACUGGCUCGUGCCGGGAAGGAUGGCAGUUUCUUGGUGCGUGACAGCGAAUCUGUGCCUGGUGCCUAUGCACUUUGUCUACUAUUCCAGCGCCAUGUUCACACCUACCGCAUCCUUCCUGAUGCAGAUGGGUUGCUGGCUGUUCAGACCACACAAGGAGUGCAGGUGAACUGUUUCCGAACUCUUGGUGAUUUAGUUUUAGGAUACCAGCAACCACAUAAAGGCCUGGUGAUCCCUUUGCUUUAUCCAGUAGUACGAGAGAUUGAGCUAGUGGAGGAGAGCUCAGAUGGGGAUGAUGAGAAGCCAGGCUCAGUGUGGAACCCUGUGGCUUCUUCUCCUGCGGCCCAGGCGCCCCCUACAGCUCAGUUACCGCCUGCAACUCAAACACCAGCGUCCCAGCUACUGCUGCAGAGAUUGCAGGCCAUCACUUCAAACAGUGUGACUUCUGAGAUGGUGACUUUGCUUGGCGAGUACUUGCGUGGUGAUGUGACGCUGGAUCUGGAGAGUAUAAAGAAAGGAGGCUCAGUACUACAUUUUCUCCAACGAAUCCUCUGCACCACCUGCCAUAAACUGCACAGUGAGAUUGAUCAGACGAUGUCCAGUUUGGAGACCCUGGCUAAAGUCUUUGACCAUCCAAGUUGUCCCUUGACUAGCCCUAAAAUCCAGAAUAUGGGAAAGGGUCCAGAGGAUAACCUUGAUACUCUACUCUACAAAAUAACAACGUUGUGCAACCUGUUAUCUUCUCUAGAGAAGAGGGUCCUCACAGCACUCCAAGAGGCUGUGACUAAUCACAACCUUUCUAUGCAGCCAGCAUCUGUCCCUGAGCCUGUAUUACCUGUAAAAUCACCUGCCAAGGUCGUCCCUGUGCAAAGCUUUCAGGUGAAGGUGGUCAGGUAUGGAAGGCAGAUGGUGUCAGUUGAUGUGGACAAUGGUGUGCUGCUCUUUGACAGGAAGACCGGCUCAUUAGGCAUAGAGACCAUUACACAUGACAGGAUUGUGCAACUGGUAAAGCUUCAGAGCAGCCCAGCUAAGCUGAGGAUGGUGUUGGACAGUCAUCACAAGCCUCCAAGAGAGCUACUGUUUGAGAGCUUUAAGAAAAGAGAGGCCUUCUGCCAGCUUCUGCAGCUGAUGAAAAGCACAAACUCCCAACAGAAUGAGCCUGAUGCCAUCUCUGUGUUUGUGGGCACGUGGAACAUGGGUGGCUCUCCUCCUCCACCUUCUCUACAGUCAUGGGCUACAUGCUGUGGUUUGGGGCUAACUCCUGAUGACUCCAUUGCUUGCCUGCCUCAUGAUAUUUAUGCAUUUGGCACCCAGGACAAUCCUCAAGGAGAAAAGGAGUGGGCUGAGCAUAUCAGAGCCACGCUCAAAAACGCUACACAUAUGGACUAUAAACAAGUGGCACUGCAGUCUCUGUGGAACAUCAGACUGGCUGUGUUUGUAAAACCAGAGCAUGCGGGACGAAUCAGCCAAGUAAACAAUGCAAGUGUAAAGACAGGCCUCGGGAAUACACUUGGAAACAAAGGAGCCAUAGGGAUAUCGUUCCUUUUUAAUGGCACGUCCAUGGGCUUUGUGAACUGUCAUUUGACCUCUGGCAGUGAAAAAGCACUUCGGAGGAACCAGAACUUUCAAGACAUCCUCAGACUGCUAUCACUGGGGGACCGGCAGCUUGCUGCCUUUGAUGUUAGCCUGCGCUUUACCCAUCUUUUUUGGUGUGGUGACCUGAACUAUCGCUUGGACCUUGAUGUUGAGGACAUUUUAAGGCAUGUGUCAAAGCGGGAGUUUGACGAGCUGAUGUAUGCAGACCAGCUGACCAGAGAGCGCCAUAAGAGAAAAGCCUUCUUUAACUUCAAGGAAGAAAAGAUCACAUUUCCACCCACUUACCGGUAUGAGCGGGGCUCCCGAGAUUGCUACCUUUGGCAGAAAUACAAGACCAGUGGGGUGCGGGUAAAUGGGCCUUCCUGGUGUGAUCGUGUCCUGUGGAAAUCCUAUCCAGAGACUUACAACACCUGUACUUCAUAUGGUUGUACUGAUGACAUUUUUACAAGCGAUCACUCUCCUGUUUUUGCUACGUUUCAAAUCAGUGUGGCUGCACAGAUCCCUAAACCAGACUCAUGUUUGGAUCGAACGUGGAUUGAAUUAGGGACAGUUGAGGCCAUAGUGAGGACUGCUAGCAAGGCCAAGUUCUUUAUCGAGUUUCAUUCUCGAUGUCUUGAAGAGGCACGCCGUUCAGCAGAAAAUGACUCACAGAGCUGUGAUGUGCCGGGGUUCCUCAAAAUGAGCUGGUCCUCAAAACAGCUUCCCAAGCUUCAGCCUUUUAUCUCAGAUAUAGAGUACAUUCGGGACCAACACUUACUCCUAUCUGUAAAGUCAUGUGAUGGAUUUGAGUCUUAUGGUGAAUGCUGUGUGGCUCUGCAAUCUGUAGUGGUCAAUAACUCAGAGUCAUUUGAAACAUGCCUGACCCACAGGGGUGAGGAGAUGGGUUCUAUCCGAGGCCAAAUCAAGGUCUACAUACCAUUGAACAAGUACCGGUCACGGGAGAGGAACUUUGAAUGGAUCUGUAUUGAAAAAGAAGAAAGGGGAUUAGUUAACAACCCCUGGUCUCCCCCACCCGCCCGUGCCCCCCACAAUCGUAUGUCAUCAUCCACCCGCACAGUGACUCCUAGUAGCUACACAAACCCAGCCUACUUUAUGUUUGAGGGCAUUCCUGUGUUGCGCCAGGUAGAGGAAGACCCCUCACCUAAACAACCCAAUGUAGUGUGGGCCAAAGACUCUGUGAUUCAACUUCCUAAAGUAACUGGAGCGCAUAGCCAUGACUGUAGAGCUGCCCGCAGGUCUGACUUCACGGAAAUUGAAAUCCCUGGAUCCUUGCCACCUUACACACCACCUUGUGACCGCCCAACUCACAUUACUCCUCAUCCAACUUCCUCAUACCAACUUUUCCCUGGACCAGACUUAUCAAAUCCUUCCCAAAUCCAGAUGAACAAGACUUCAAGUCCUUCAUUUCAGUCACAAAUUCAAAGGCCUAGCAUAACUCAGGAAUCAAUAUUACCUACUAAAACAUUACAAAAUGCCACUAUGAACAGUUCAGUCUUUACACAGGAUGUGCAUGGGCCAGUUAAGAAGGACUGUUCCAGGUUUCACCAGGAGCGACCAAUACCAGUGCGUAAUGGACCAAAGCUUUACCCAUACAUGUCCACUAGAGUUUCUCACUCCAAAGCAUCAGCUUCCUGGGUCAUGGAUCAGACACCUGCAGCUUCAGGAGAUAACUCACUAACUGCUCUACAGAUUGCAAAAUCACUGAGUGAAGUGGACUUUCUGCCUGCGUGCAAGAAGUACCCCUCCAACCAAAGGUCUGCUCUACCAAGGCAUUAUGGGUAUGAUUAUGCCAUAGCCCCUGAAACUAGUUUCUGCUUGGAGAAAGAGGUGUCAGUCCUGCAUGGAGCUCCAGAGACAGUACGAGAGCUGCUCAGUAGUCUGGGGCUGCAGCGCUAUACACUGGGACUCAGUUUAAAUGGCUGGAAUGACCUGGAUUACUUCAGUGGAAUUACUGAGGAGGAUCUGCGAGCUUCUGGUGUAACAAACCCAUCUCAUCGCAGGAGAAUCCUGGAGAAUUUGCCCAAGAUUUGGGAUUGAACUCUUUUAUAUUCCUUUCCUUGUCUCUUAGUCUUAGUAAUGAUGUACAUAUCUUUGCUUUGUUUGUGUCAGACUUCACUGUUGCUUCAGCUGCCACCCAACUGAACUUUUAUUCUCUGCCAUUCCAUCUUUGUUAUUUACUUUGUGUAAAGCAGUUACGUAAAUUAUAUUCAUUUUGCAUUUAAGAGGAUUUGAUCAUUUGAUCAUGAUUCAGCUUUUGUGUCAAUAAAAGAGUAUGAAUGUGGUCAAACUUGUGACUGUGGUACAGCUAAACCAAACACGGGUGCUAGAUAAACUGUAAUUGCUAAAUAAACACAAUUAUACCCA
Messenger RNA from Silurus meridionalis, 5072 nucleotides. RefSeq names its product inositol polyphosphate phosphatase-like 1b (gene inppl1b). Gene Ontology annotation, biological process: phosphatidylinositol dephosphorylation. The record is from RefSeq and is a predicted model, not a curated record. Gene Ontology annotation, molecular function: protein binding; phosphatase activity. The transcript is spliced from 27 exons. The coding region runs from base 1059 to 4745 and encodes 1228 amino acids. NCBI's taxonomy places the organism in Eukaryota, Metazoa, Chordata, Actinopteri, Siluriformes, Siluridae.